Messenger RNA from Caretta caretta (loggerhead turtle), 2835 nucleotides. It is a transcript of the gene TRMT11, whose product is annotated as tRNA methyltransferase 11. Gene Ontology annotation, cellular component: cytoplasm. Gene Ontology annotation, molecular function: nucleic acid binding; tRNA (guanine(10)-N2)-methyltransferase activity. NCBI's taxonomy places the organism in Eukaryota, Metazoa, Chordata, Testudines, Cheloniidae. Gene Ontology annotation, biological process: methylation. The record is from RefSeq and is a predicted model, not a curated record.
GCUGUUGGGCGAAGCAGUUGAUGGGCUCCGGCGGGGCCAUGGCGCGCGGGUUGCUGCCGCGCUACCUGCUGCUGCUGGCGCAGGAGAACCUGGAGUUCCGGCUGCCGGAGAUAAAGUCCUUGCUCUCACUUUGUGGUGGACAAUUCAGCAAUCAACAAGAAAUUCAUAUAAAUUCUCCAUUUUGGAUUCUCAAUAUUCCUUCAGAAGAGAUGGCAAGGGGACUAAUGAGAAGGACAGUAUGUGCAAAGUCUAUAUUUGAACUGUGGGGUCAGGGAAAAUCUGCAGAGGAGCUGUUCACAUCUCUGAAGAACUACCCAAUGGAGAAAAUGGUUCCAUAUCUACAGUCAAACUCAACAUACAAAAUACAUAUUCAUGCAUUUAACAAAACACUGAUACAAGAGGAAAAAAUUAAAAGGAUAGAUGCUCUGGAAUUUCUGCCAUUUGAAGGAAAAGUGAAUUUAAAAAACCCAGAACAUAUCUUCUGGAUUCUGGAAGAUUAUGGAAUGGACCCUAACAACAUUCCAGAAGAACCUCUUGAUUUGUAUUUUGGUAGAUGGAUAGCGGAUGGGCAAAGGGAGCUUAUUGAGUCAUACAGUGUAAAAAGGAGGCAUUUUAUUGGGAACACAAGCAUGGAUGCCUGCUUGUCUUUCAUCAUGGCAAACCAUGGGAGAGUAAAAGCAAAUGAUGUCGUGUUUGAUCCAUUUGUUGGAACAGGCGGCCUUCUUAUAUCCUCUGCACGUUUUGGAGCAUACGUGUGUGGUACUGAUAUAGAUUAUAACACUGUCCAUGGAUUAGGCAAGGCAAGCAGGAAGAACCAGAAGUGGAGAGGACCGGAUGAGAAUAUCCGAGCUAACCUUCGGCAGUAUGGUUUAGAGAAGUACUAUCUUGAUGCACUCAUUUCUGAUGCAUCAAAACCUAUAUGGAGGAAGGGAAUGCUUUUUGAUGCAAUUAUUACAGAUCCUCCAUAUGGCAUACGAGAAGCUACUAGACGAACUGGUUCACAAAAAGAAAUACUUAAAGCAACGGAAAGAGGCACAGAAAAUCACAUCUCCAUUUCCUCGAACUAUCAUCUGAGUGAUAUCUUUUUUGACCUGUUAAACUCUGCGGCAGAGUACCUGGUGAUGGGAGGAAGAUUGGUGUACUGGCUACCGGUUUACAGACCUGAAUACACAGAAGAGAUUAUACCCCGGCACCCCUGCCUGAAACUUAUUAGUAACUGUGAGCAGAUGCUUUCCAGCCACACGUCAAGGCGCUUGAUAACCAUGGAAAAGGUGAAAGAAUUUGAGGUCUCAGAAGGACAGGUGUAUGACUGGCCAAUGAGGAUGCAAGGUGACACAUGUUAAGGAGAGCUGCUGGUGAAAUUGAUGGUGCAUUAAAGUUACUUGCUAUUAAUUAUUUGAAAGUAGAUCAUUUCUGUUUAUUAACACAAUGGAUCUGGUCAGCCAUGUCACUUAAAGCAGUUGAUAAUGACAAUGGCUUGUAGAUAGGCUUGGAAGGAUUAGAUUUUUUUUUAUCAAUAAAUGUUGAUAAACAUCAGCUUUUGCCAUAGAGACACACACUGAUGAAAAAAUAUUUCCAUUGAUGCUAAUUGAAAUGUACAGAUAGGUACAAUAAGAAAUAUGCUGCUUGAAAACUGAUUUAAGGCUAUUUAGUUUGUAUAUUUUGACAUGUAAUGUUGACAAUUUGUGUUGUAAUGGCUGUAAAGCUUUAAUUUUUUGAUCAAUGUCUACUGUCAUUAAAUAAUUGUCUAACCCCUCUCCCAUUGUCCUACCUCCUCCCCACAAUUUCCCAUACCUGAAAAUAGUAUUAAUCAGAAAAAAAAGCUUAAAACCCAUAAUUUUGUGCAACUGUCAACAUUUCAAUUAAUAAGUAUAGAAAAAUGCUUAACUGCUAUGAGCUAGGAUGGGCAGGGAUGGUGUCCCUAGCCUCUGUUUGCCAGAAGCUGGGAAUGGGUGACGAGGGAUGGAUCACUUGAUGAUUACCUGUUCUGUUCAUUCCCUCUGGGGCACCUGGCAUCGUCCAGUGAUGGAAGACAGGAUACUGGGCUAGAUGGACCUUUGGUCUGACCCAGUAUGGCCAUUCUUAUGGUCUUAUGUUAAACAUAGCUAUUAUCCAUUGAAAUUAUUUAAAAAAUGGAAAUCUGCCAAGCCUACUUGUAGGUCAGUUGAGUCUGCCUGAAUGAUAGCUCCACACAGAGUAGAUUGGGUUUUUAUCUACUCUACGAGUUCUGCAUGGUUGGUUUGUUUCCGAAUAGUGGAGUUCUGUGAAGCAAUCCUAACAAGCCACAGUUUGAACUUGAUAAACUACUUCUGUUUGCUGCAGGAAAUGACCUGCCAGAAAUGACCCAGGCCUACAUCACUGUUAAGGGAAGGGAACUGGGGGAAAAAAACUCAAACUAUUUUUCCUCCUCUUUAAAAUUUAGAAAAUUUCCCCCUUUUUAAAUUAAAUUAUAUAACCAUCUAAUAGAUUUUUUGUGCCAUUUCAUAAUAAUUAUGGGGUAGGCAAAAAUAUGGAACAUUCCUUAAUUAAAUCUGGAUUUUCAUUUGUUUUUUUAUUUAAAAAGAAAACACUUGUGCCAAGAAUCUUUAUUCUCCCCACCCCCCUUUUUUGUAUUUUCUUAUAUACUUGGCAGAAUUAAUGACAAAAAUCUUUCUAGCUGUGACGUUGCCAAAAUCCUGUUCUGAAGCUCCUACUAAUUUGGAUUAAACUGGAUAGUUGAAAGCCUCAAACAACAAAUCCUGGCAGUGGAUUGCUGAGGCCCCACAACCGUGACAUCAACUGUUCUUAUCUUCAGAGGGAAAAUAAAUAAGCAAAAUAUAACUUUGUAAUCACACA